Molecule: messenger RNA, 860 nt
Organism: Epinephelus lanceolatus (giant grouper)
Lineage: Eukaryota; Metazoa; Chordata; Actinopteri; Perciformes; Serranidae
Source: RefSeq, a predicted model, not a curated record
CCCACCGCUUCUUCAUCUCGCCAGUGUGAGUGUCAUCAGAGCUGAUGGGUGGAAGCUGCCGUGAAGGUCAGUUCUGGGAUAACUUGGUCAGAAGAUGUAUAGGCUGUCAAACGAUAUGCAAAGAUGAACGUGUCGAUCCCAAAUGCACCAGUUACUGUGAAUCUGCACAUUGUAAAGCACGGCCUGGCCACUACUAUGAUGGGCUGCUAAAGAAAUGUGUAAAGUGUGAUGAGGUUUGCGGUGGACCUCCAGCAGAAUGUUCCCAGCACUGCCAGAAGAUAUUCUUACCAUCUAUCCCCCAAGCACCACAAGUUCCAGUGACCACCAAAAAGCUCUCGGUUGAGGUUAUGUCAUACAUGCCGAAUUCCAGAGGGACCUUUGUGCCAACAACCUUGGAAGACUCGACUAUUCUGCUCUAUUCUCUGUUGGGCCUGUGCAUGGUGCUGCUGUUCUCUAGCUUGUCUUUAGCCUUGGUAGUCUUCGUGAGAAAAACCAAGGCCAAAACCUCCAACUCAGGACCCAGAGAGGCUAACCACAACCAGGAGAGUGUGGUCCAGAUGGGUCAGGAAGUUGGCCGACCUGGGCAGAGCUCUACAGAUUUUAUAACAAAUUCAUACCGCACCACUGACCGCAAGCCAUCAUAUGACUCAAGCCCUACAGAAACCUGCAUCUGUGUCCACUGUUUCCCCGAUCUGAAAGCACUAGGCCAGGGCAACGACAGGCCACCAAGAGCACCUUACACAUUCUACCAGCAACCUGCAAUUCAUAAAGCCCAGUUCCAAAAUGGAGGACCUGUCUGGACUGAGGAGAACCUAUACACCUCAGGAAUGGAAAUGCAGGAGGAGCCUGCAUUGGGAUGA